This is a messenger RNA of Caenorhabditis angaria, 2732 nucleotides long. The record is from the annotation of a GenBank genome assembly. Lineage: Eukaryota; Metazoa; Nematoda; Chromadorea; Rhabditida; Rhabditidae.
AUGACAUCGUCAUCUGAAGGAGAGAUUCUACAGGUUGGACAGGUUAUUAGGGAGCGAUGGAAAAUAGUGAGUUUUGAACUUUGAUUUUAAAAAGUUGUGAAGUCACGAAAAUAUUAUCUAAAGUUUUGAUUUUUUUUUAAUUUUGAGUUUCCGAAAAAUCGGAUAAAAAUAAAUUCCAGGCAAGCUGUAUUUUUAAAAAGUGCUUUGGUUUUUUCGGAACUUAUUCAUAAAAAAUUUGAGACCUUUCAAUUAUUUUUUGAUAGUCUGAUUCUGAAUGCCUGUGAGAAUCAGAAAUUUCAAAAAUCUAAUUAUUUUUCAGAAAGCAAAAAUUGGUGGUGGUGGUUUUGGUGAAAUAUAUGAAGCAACUGAUGUGCAAAAUCAUCAUGAACGGGUAGCAAUAAAAGUCGAAUCAAGCAAAGCGACAAAACAAGUCCUAAAAAUGGAAGUGGCCGUUUUACGGCGACUCCAGGGCAAAAAACAUGCGUGUAAAUUUUACGGGUGCGGACGAAACGACAAGUUCAAUUAUCUGGUCAUGAGUUUGCAAGGAAAAAAUCUGGCUGAUCUUCGACGAGAAGCACCGAAACAAUGUUUCAGUCUGAACACGGCCAUUCGAAUUGGUCUUCAAAUUUUGAACGGGAUUCGAGAAAUACAUUCAAUUGGAUUUUUACAUCGAGAUGUUAAACCAUCGAAUUUUGCAAUGGGAAGAACUUCACAAACUAUGAGAAAUGUUUAUAUGUUAGACUUUGGAUUAGCUCGACAAUAUCUGAAUGCAAAAGGUGAAAUUCGAAGUCCAAGAAGUGCGGCUGGAUUCCGUGGAACUGUUAGAUAUGCAGCUGUAACAGCACAUAAAAAUAAAGAAAUGGGAAGACAAGAUGAUUUAUGGUCAUUAUUUUAUAUGUUGACUGAAUUUUUGCAAGGACAACUUCCGUGGAGAAAAAUCAAAGAUAAAGAUGAAGUUGGAAGAAUGAAAGAUGAUGUUGAUUUUACGACAUUAUUAGAAGAUUGCCCAUCAGAACUUCAUUUAUUCGCAGCACAUUUGAAAACAUUAGGAUAUCCAGAUGCACCUGAUUAUACAUUUUUAGAAUCUCUUCUUAAUCAAGUCAUAGUCAAGUUAGUUUUUUUGUUGGAAUAUAUUUCAGCAAAAAAUAUUUUUGCAGAGAGGAUAUAAAAUGGGAUGAUCCAUAUGAUUGGGAAAAUGGCUAUGACAGUGUUCCUAAUCGCUCAAAAACAAAUGGAAAUCUUUCUGCCCGAUUAAAAUCUCAUACGACGGCAGUUAUUCGAGAUCAGCGAAAUGAGAAUCGAGCAUUGGAUACACAAGCUCCAAUAACAAUGGGCGAAGAUGAAGAUGAGCAGACAAAUGGACAAGUUCUUGGUGGAGGAUUUGAAAGUGCACAUGAUAAAAUUGAGAAACCGAAGUAUAAACGACACGAAUUUUUGAAACCGAAAUAUGGAACUGUGAAUCUUGAUGUGAUUGAUGCUGUGAAUGCUAGAUUUGCAGCAUGUGAUGAAGAUCGAAAUAAUGACGUUGAGGUCAAUUUUCAACUUCCAUCUUCAAUUUUGAAAGACUCACCGGCAAUCGCAAAAAAAGCACCAAUCAAUAAAUCAAUCACAUUAUCAAUAAAUAAUCGAUAUAACAGCAAUAAAUCAAAAACCAAUAAAAUAUCAAGUUUUGAUAAUACAAAUGCUCAAAUGGAUGACAAUUCAGCAAAUAAUUUGAGAACAGCUCAAACAAUUAUGAGUAAAUGGCAAGGAUCUUUUGAUGCAAGUUGUGAAGAAAUGAUGGAUGGACCUAUUGAAGAAACUAAUCAUACACGAUUGAAUCCAGCGUUUCCUGUACCAAAAGUUUCACUGUUAUCAACACCAAGAUCAAUUGAUUCGAAUACUUCACCGGGUGGUGGAACACCAAGUUCACCAAUGAAUCCAAGACAAUCACCAGUACAACGUUAGUUUUUCAUUGAAGUAUGACUGUAUUUCAUGCAAUGAUUUUUUUCAGAACGUCGAGCAUCAAGAUCAGAUAAAGAAAAAUCAACGAUGCACCGAACUGCGAGUUGUGGACCUCCUCAAUCAAACAGUAUUAUUAGCCAUUUCAAAGGACUGAUAAAUGUAAGCUUAAAUUUUUCAGCUAUCAGAACUCUGAUAAUUUUUUCAGUCAUUCAAUAAUCUUGGAGUUGGAAGUCGAUUGUCACGAACAACAUCAAUCGAAGAACCACAACAACAACGAAUCUCUUCUUCUCGACAGUUCUCACAACAACCAGAACCAGAUACAAGUUAUGGAGUUGGAGGUGGAGGAGGAAUACGACAUUCUACUUCGAUGGGUGUGAAUUCGAGAGAAUUACCAGCAAGAACUCAGAAGAUUAGUGCAACUUUUAAUGCGUAUGAAUCUCCUGAAGAACGAGAAAAAAGAAGAGAAAGAAGAUUGCGAAGAAGAAGUGUUGAUAGUAAUAAUGGGAAGGGUUAGUUUCUUCUGAAAAAGAUUUUGAUAAAUAAACUCUUCAAAACUUUGAUAUCUUUAGGUUGAUCUCGAAACACCUCCACCAUCAAUUCGUUCUCCAGUUGUUGUUCAUAAUACAUCGGUAGUUCAUUCUAUAAAACCACCACAUCAAAAUAUUGCCGCAAACGACGAAGAAUUCAGGAUUCCAUUAGAAGAGAAUAAUAAACCUCUUUUAUUUUAUAAACGAAAACGUUAUCAGUUUUUGAAUUUCCCUCGAACCUCGUCGACUUCCAAAUCUUGA